UUGUUAGCACCAGAUGUCGAACUUCGUCAAUGUCCAGGUCAUACAGAUCAUGAUCUCAUAGUUGUUGUGAAAAAUACAGACACUGGAUGUGUUGUUGUUGCUGGUAUGAGCAUUCCUCUUCCAUAUGAGAACGACACAGAAGAACGGAAAGCAGUAUCAGCGUAUCCAGAAAAGCAAGAGAAGAGCCGUGAAAAGAUCCUUAGGCUAGCUGAUUGGAUCAUUCCAGGACAUGGGAAUUUGUUCAAAAAUAUGUGUAAAAGUAGUUCUUCUGAUAAUGAGUAGUU
This is a messenger RNA of Strongylus vulgaris, 284 nucleotides long. The record is from the annotation of a GenBank genome assembly. NCBI's taxonomy places the organism in Eukaryota, Metazoa, Nematoda, Chromadorea, Rhabditida, Strongylidae.